CUGCGUGGGACGAGGCGGGGACAGCAGGCAGGCGGGCGGGCAGCGUGCUGGUCGGGUUGGUGGACAGCUGAUUGUCCGUGUUAUUAACUGUGUUCGAGGGCGUUCCCUGCUCGCCUCGCAGGCCACGCCUCCCUCACCUACUAGUUCUCUCCUGUUUGGCAUCCCAGAGAUGGUCCAAAGUGAUUCCUCAGGGAAGAAAAGAGCGCAAAUCACCCGAGCAGGAGCUGACGAGGAGCCGAGCCGCCGCUACACCCAAGGACUGCCUCUUAAUUGCGCGUAAUCUUCCGUUUCAUUCAUCUCGAACAGAGGAGAAGACUUUGUAAAUCAAGGAGCGCAGCGAAGGAAGGUGUUUCAUCUCGGGCUUUUUUUUUUUUCUUCCUCUCUCACUGUGGACUGUUUGUUGCGAAAAAAAACCUGACAUUUUGCUUGUGUUUCUGUCAGCUGCACCUUGAUCCGGGAGACCGUCGCCAACUCAGUGCAGCCUCUCAUCCUGCGCUUCCCCUUUCAUCGUUCUUUUGCGUUGCUCAUCUUCAUAGCUGCUGCUGCCGCUGCUGCUGCUGCUUUUCCCCCCUUCGUCUUUCUAUAUUUUUUUUUCCUUUCUGGAGUCGCUGACAUGAGGUUGCAGCUAACCCCUGGAUGCUGACAGCUCCCCCUUUUCCUUCCACGUGUCGCAUCUUUUGUUUACUUUGAGAAACACGCGUGCAACUAAACGCCAAGUGAAACAGACCACGCCACUUUGCUCCUCUGACAGCGCGAUCAAACAGACGCAAGAGGAGGGGAGGCAAGGGGAGAGAGGGAGAAGAGAGAGAGAGAGAGAGAGAGAAAAGGAGGGAGCCACGGAGAGGAGGAUAGAGAGAGAGAGCGAGAGAGAGAGAGAGAGAGAGAGAUAGAGACGGCGUGAAGGUGCGUUUUGAUGUUUGGCAUCCACGAGAGCAUCCAGAGGAGUGGGAGUAGUAUGAAAGAAGAGCCCAUGGUGGCCGGGAUGAACGCGGUUCGGACAUGGAUGCAGGGCGCCGGAGUGCUGGACGCCAACACAGCCGCCCAGAGCGGAGUGGGUCUCGCUCGGGCUCACUUCGAGAAGCAGCCGCCCUCCAACCUGCGCAAGUCCAACUUCUUCCACUUCGUCCUGGCUUUAUACGACAGACAGGGGCAGCCGGUGGAAAUAGAGAGAACCACGUUCGUUGACUUUGUAGAGAAGGAAAAGGAAACGACGGGGGAAAAGACCAACAAUGGGAUCCAUUAUAGACUUCAGCUGCUCUACAGUAACGGGAUCAGGACGGAGCAGGACCUGUAUGUUCGUCUCAUUGACUCUAUGACUAAACAGGCGAUUGUCUACGAGGGCCAGGAUAAAAAUCCAGAGAUGUGUCGGGUCCUGUUGACCCAUGAGAUCAUGUGCAGUCGAUGCUGCGAUAAGAAGAGUUGCGGCAACAGGAACGAGACCCCGUCAGACCCUGUCAUCAUCGACAGGUUCUUCCUCAAGUUCUUCCUGAAGUGUAACCAGAACUGCCUAAAGAAUGCAGGGAACCCUCGAGACAUGAGGCGUUUUCAGGUGGUCGUGUCGACCACAGUGAGCGUGGAGGGUCACGUCCUGGCCGUCUCCGACAACAUGUUUGUGCACAACAACUCCAAACACGGGCGUCGAGCUCGAAGACUGGACCCCUCGGAAGGAACACCAUCCUACCUGGAACACGCAACCCCCAGCAUCAAAGCCAUCAGCCCCAGUGAAGGCUGGACCACAGGGGGCGCAACAGUCAUCAUCAUCGGGGACAACUUCUUUGACGGCCUGCAGGUCAUCUUUGGAACCAUGCUAGUGUGGAGUGAGCUGAUCACCCCCCAUGCCAUUCGUGUGCAGACUCCACCCAGACACAUCCCCGGGGUGGUGGAGGUCACACUGUCCUACAAAUCCAAACAGUUCUGCAAAGGCACACCUGGACGCUUCAUCUACACAGCACUGAACGAACCAACCAUAGACUACGGCUUCCAGAGGUUACAGAAGGUCAUCCCCAGACAUCCCGGAGACCAAGAGAGAUUACCCAAGGAGGUGAUUUUAAAGAGAGCGGCAGACCUGGUAGAGGCCUUGUACGGGAUGCCUCACAAUAACCAGGAGAUGAUCCUGAAACGAGCAGCGGAUAUCGCCGAGGCCCUCUACACGACGGUGCCGCGGGGGCACAACCAGCUAGCCAGCCUUGGCAGCAGCUCCGUCCACGCUGGCAUGAUGGCCGUAAACUCCUUCAGUGGGUCGGAAGUGGCACAAACAGCCAAUCAGGGUUUCAGUAGGAGUACAAGCAGUGUGUCCCCUCAUGGUUAUGUUCCCAGCUCCACUCCCCAGCAGAGUAGCUACAGCUCUGUCUCCACUAGCAUGAAUGGCUACGCUAACUCUGGCAUGGCAACCUUGGGCACCUCGCCCAACUUCCUCAAUGGAUCUGCAGGCAACUCGCCCUAUGCUAUCGUCCCGUCCAGCCCGACCAUGGCGUCGUCGACCAGCCUGCCCUCCAACUGCAGCAGCUCCUCCGGCAUCUUCUCCUUCUCUCCGGCCAACAUGGUGUCCGCCGCCGUCAAGCAGAAGAGCGCCUUCGCCCCCGUCGUCCGACCCCAGAACUCCCCUCCUCCCACGUGCACCAGCGCCAAUGCUAACAGCCUGCAAGAUCAGUCUUUUGUGGACUCUAGCAAGUACUCAUCAGCCAGCUCUCUGCAGGGCCUGGCCUUCUCCUGAACGAUUCCUGGGAUGAUCGUUCCACCCAUGUAGAGGAUCUGGGAUAGCUGGAGAUUUGGGAAUGUUGAGAGGAAAAGACACAGUAGCGGAGUCUGGCGAGUCUCUGUUAUGCUCCGGAGCUGAACUAAAGGAAGUCAAGAUAAGACGCAGGACUCUGUUAAACUCAGGCCUUUCCAUUGGGAUUUCAUCUGAAGGGAUAGGGGAGAAGGAAAAAAAAAAAAAAAAGGGGACAAUAUGAACCUUUGUGAUGUUAUUUCCCUCUUGGUUGAAUUAGUGUAGCUUCUCUGACACCGCGUUGGAUGGAGUGUAUAGAGACUGAUAGUUUGCCCACAGUGUGACACUGACCUCAUGAAAAGAGCAUUUAUUUAUCUUUAUGUUUAUGCCUGUAAGGUUUGGGUUUGAUUACUGGAGGCCCCACGCCGUCUCGCAAUCCGUAACUCGCACAAACAACAGUGAAGUGUUGGUUUGACCAUGAAGUUUACGUAACUUCUGUCACAAUAGGAGAUGCUUUCUUCAGCUUAGCCGGCUCGCUAAAAAAACCACAUAACAACACACUGGCCAAAUGGAAACAAAGGUCAACAACACAGAAAACAAAGAAAUACAGAAACGAAUAAAAUCAACCCUCAAUUUUGCUGCUAAGUAUCCCAUAAAGCUAAAAGUGGUCUAUCAAAAUCGCCCUAUGCUGUUUCAACAUCAGAAACCAUGCCUUUUUUUUUCUUUCUUUCUUUUUUUUUUCUCUCAUUUGGUUUGUUUGUUUGAAUUUUGACAAAACUGUGAGGAUUGAGCUGUUUGCAAUAUGCUUUUUCUGCUUGUCAUGUGAAGAAAAGGUGAUGAUUUUAGCCAAAAUUGACAUUUUGUCUGAGAUUUUAGUGAAGACUUGAAAAGCCAGAGGAUGUGUGCGUCCAGCCAGCACUGUACUGAAGGAGUCUAGCAAAUAUCAAAUUAGAAUAAAUGCGUGAUAUAUGUGAUAUAUUUUUGUAUAUAAAAAAAACAAAAACAAAUGUUGAAUUUUUCAUUUGACAUUUCUUUUUCUUUUUGCAAUAGCUAUAGUUUGAAAUGUAAACAUUAAAUGUCUUAAGGCAGCUUCUCAGUACAGAAGAUAGAUUUACUGUGUGUUGUCAAUAUCUCAUCUGCUAAACAUGAGAAACAUGGAUUUGGAUACAAAAAGGGGAUUCCUGUAAAAUAUCCUAUAAAUAAUGUAUUUAUCCCUUGUAUUUGUACAUUGACUCUCACCCUCGUUUAGUUGUGUUGUGUAAGUUUAAUACAGUAAGUGAACAUAUUUCACAGUGUUUUGUUUCAUUAUUUACUGUUGUCUCUCACUAUUUAAAUGUGACUUUUUUAUCUUUUUUUUGUCGUUGUUGUUAUUUGUUCGUUUGUUUUGUAUGUUGAUUGUUUUUGCAUUGGUAUACCAUGCUUUCAUUUGUUGAUUCAAAACAUGCCAUUGUCUAUUUUUGUAUUAUUUGUAAGUUAAUAAAAAAAAUCUUGUUUUUUUUCCUUAUGAAAAUGUUUAUUGUAUGGCAAAAAAGUAGCAUCUUAUUCAGAGUAUUUGGUUGAAGUAGAUUUUUUAAGAAUAUAAACACACAUUAAUAUAUACUGUAAAUCUAUAUCUUUUUGUUUGAACUCUUUGAGGCUUUCAGAUUGAUACUGUUCUUGAACUGAUAAUAUGCAUGGGUUCUUCUCUUGAGUGACUCUUUUUUUGUGUGUGUGGAAACCAAGAGAACUAAGAAAUUGCUCUGUUUUUCUUUCUUUGUGUUCCUCUUUUUUCCCCCUCUCUGUUCUUUCUUUUCCUGUGUUAUUUAUGCCUGCUUACAUACUGUAUCUAUAUACUCUUUCGUUGUUUUUUUUUUUCUUGUUGUUUUUUUUUUUUUCUGUCACUGUAAUCUUUACCAGCAGUCUAGAUGCCUUAACAAUGCAAACCCAUUCUUCAUUCAAUCACGUGUACAGUUUUCUACCCUCACCACAAUUGUCUAUUGCCACAGAGGAAUUCAUGAGAACUUGGGGACAAAGCACAAACCCACUCUGUUUGGUGGUGAAGCCAGACUAGAAUACAAAGAGCCAUAAUUCAACGAUCACACACACCCCGAUGUACUAUAAUACUACAGCAAUGGCACGCUUUGAAGGACAGGCAGAGCAGGCCUGUCUCAGCUGUGCUGGCUGCACAUUAGUGUUCACAGAAACACUUGUGUCUUUUUUGUAGCGAUUAUGUAGCCUUUUUUUAAUUAAGUAAAGGAGUCAUUUCAACAGCAUGACAGUAAUAUAUCUCAUGAACCACGGGAUCACAACAGUUUGACAACACGGAGCUGUUUUAAUUGUAGUACAGAGGGGCGCACAGUGAAGACAAGCACUGUCACAGCACAAUUUUAAUCUCACACAUGGAGUCGUAGGUCUGACUCCAGUACCUGACAGCCGAUCCCCCCCCCCCACUCCUUCCUCCCACCAGUCCUUCUCUCCCUGUAUUAGCCUUUGGACAACGCAGCUUCAUUACAAGCUAAACAGAACAAGAACAUGUGACGAAGCAUGAAAAGGGAGCUCCUUGGCCCAUCAGCCAUUUCUGUAGUCUUUUCUUUGUGUCUGCCGUGUGUCUUCAAGCUGUUGCUGGACAGAGAAUAGGGCUUUUCUCUCUGCUUUUCUUUUUCUAGAGCCUGGUUUUGUUAAGUGGGUAGAAAGGACCGUUUUAACAGAGGCGCCUGCUGACAGACGAGUGUUUUUCAGGCACUUGUGUGCCUGUGCCGGUCUGGGCCGGGGCGGGAGGGGCCGCAACAUAUCUGUUUCAAAUGAACUACAGAGGUCUGUUGUCAUACAAUGGCAUCUUUGUAAGCAAAGUUCCAUCCUGAAUAUGAAUAUCAGUAAUGGGUGACAAAGUUUUGUAUUUAGGUAACAAACAACAAAAAAAAAAGAUGCAAACCAAAUAGCUGGUGUCUAUUUUUUCCUCUGUUUGUCUUUGACUGCAAAUACACUGAACAGCUCUACGAUAUAAGGGAAGAAAAAAAUUCUACUGUAUAGAUUGUUAUUGUUUUUGAUGAAAAUUGAGCUGUAAGAUAACUUUUGGACUCUCACAAUGUUGAAUUAAAGUUACCUCUUGUCUGUGA
Messenger RNA from Stegastes partitus (bicolor damselfish), 5802 nucleotides. RefSeq names its product EBF transcription factor 1a (gene ebf1a). NCBI's taxonomy places the organism in Eukaryota, Metazoa, Chordata, Actinopteri, Pomacentridae. Gene Ontology annotation, biological process: regulation of DNA-templated transcription. The transcript has 17 exons. The coding region runs from base 914 to 2713 and encodes 599 amino acids. The record is from RefSeq and is a predicted model, not a curated record. Gene Ontology annotation, molecular function: DNA-binding transcription factor activity; DNA binding.